GUUUCUUCACAAGUCACUUCCUUGUUCCUCUGACUGAUUCUCUCUGCCUGCCUCUCCUCAGACUGACGAUGGCUGAAGCCCCGCUGUGUGAAUUACAGGACGAGUUCACCUGCUCGGUGUGUCUGGACACCCUGACUGACCCCGUCUCAAUCCCCUGUGGACAUAAUUUCUGUCUGAAGUGCCUCACGGAUUGCUGGGAUCAGAGCCAAGAGUGCAGCUGUCCUCAGUGCAGAGAAAACGUCACCACGAGGCCUGCUCUGCGAAGAAAUAAUCUGCUUAAUGAAGUCAUAAAAAAAUUAAAGAAGACAACAAUCAGUCCUCCUACUCUUCCUCCUACUCCUCCUCCUCAGAAUUAUGCUGGUCCUGGAGACGUGGAGUGUGACUUCUGUACUGGUAAGAAGUUCAGAGCGGUGAAGUCCUGUCUCACCUGCCCGGCCUCCUACUGUCAGACUCACCUGCAGCCUCACUAUGAAGGAGACGCCCUGAAGCACCACGAGCUGGUUGAUCCUGAUAGAAAUCUGAAGGAGAAACUCUGUGAGAAACAUCAGAAAAGUCUGGAGAUAUUCUGUAAAACUGAUGACUCCUGUAUCUGCAUGAUGUGUGUGGUGACUGGACAUAAACAUCAUGAAACAGUCGAGCUGGAGACGGAAAGAGAAGAAAAGCAGAAACAGCUGGGGGCAACACUGAGUGACAUCAAGACGGGACUUGAGGAGAGAGAGAAGACACUGAAGGAGACGAGGAGGGCGAUGGAGGAGAUGAAGAUGUCUGUGGUAAAAGAGGUGGAAGAAAAUGAGAAGAGCUUCACUGCUCUGAUACAGUGCAUUGAGGAAGCCCACAGGAAACUGACUGAGAGGAUCAGAGAACAAGAAAAGAGAGAAAUGGAGAAGGCUAAAGGAGUCAUGGAGCAACUGGAGAAGGAGAUCAACGAGCUAAAGAGGAGAGAAGCUGAGCUGAAGGAGCUUUCAGAGACCAAGGACCAUCUCCACUUCCUGCAGAUUUUCUCCUCUUGCUGUGUCCUUCCUGCUGAUGGAGACUCGCUGAGCUUCACUGUCACCGCUGAAUUCUCAUCUGAGGACCUGAGAAAGGAGCUGUCAGGUCUGACAAAGAGUCUGGAGAAGAUCAGCCAGUGGGUCAUCAUGACAAGGACACCAUCAGGAGCUCCGCACCUUAAACCAGCGGCGCAGGGCAGGCUGCUAGGACACCAGCGUGUAAACCUGAACACGAGCGGAGGAGCCCAUACUGGCCAUGAUACAGCUCCACGUGUGCCCAGAGUCACCGCGCCACACAGCGCUCACCCGCUAGGCAACCCGGCGAUCCUGUGGCAGCGCCAUCAACGCACAAACGCUCAUGAAGCUCCAGUUUUCACCCUCCAGCCUCCUGAACCUCAGAGCAGAGACGACUUUUUAAAAUACUUCUGUCCCAUCACAGUGGACAUCAACACAGCACACAGAAAACUCCAUCUGUCUGAAGGGAACAAGAAGGUGACACAUGAGAGGACAAAGACUGAAUAUCCUGAUCAUCCUGACAGAUUUGACCUCUGUGUCCAAGUUCUGUGCAGAGAGGCUCUGACUGGGACUCGCUGUUACUGGGAGGUGGAGUGCAGUGGACACUUCAUGAAGAUUGGAGUCGCAUAUAAAGGACUGAGCAGGAAAGGAGAGGGCAUGAAGUGCGGCCUUGGAAACAACGACAAGUCCUGGUGUUUGGAGUGUUCUCAUUCCCAGCACUCUGUGUGGCACAAUAACCAGCGGACUGUAAUCAGCGUCCCCUACAGCCCCAGAAUAGGUGUGUAUCUGGACUGGCCUGCUGGCUCUCUGUCAUUUUAUAGCGUCUCACAAACAAUGACCCUCCUGCACAGGUUCAACACCUCCUUCACUGAGCCCCUCUAUCCAGGGUUUUGGCUUGAUCUUCACUGCAGUGUAACAAUCAUCCAUCUGACACCAUGUGACCACUGACCAGUACCCUCCACCGGUCACUUGAUGUCCCCACAAACUCAGGUGUCUUUCUGUUUGCAGUUUGAGGUCAAAAUUAAUUUUACACUAUAGGUGGGGGGGCAGCACCUCUGUGAGUGAAUUUGUGGAUGAGAAUGAGUGGCGAGUUCGGCUGUCAGGGUCUCCAUUAUUAUUGGGUCUGAGUAGCCAAUCAGGUCUGUGUGUCAUAGUGAGGGGCGGUGACACCUCAGACCUACAAAUACCAGUCUGACCAGCAGGGGUCACUGAUGAUUCACAGCCACAUGUCCUUCAGGCUGACACCCCAACUGCUGUGUCCUCUGAGUGUCACUGAGUGUCAACUGUUAAGUCAGUCUAUAUAGCGCCUUUCAGUAGUGCUGCUCCAGCAGGACCACAUGCCUGUCUCAGUAUCCAGAGCCUCAUUCCAGUGACUAUUUAGGAGCACAGAGUGACAGAAGUGACAGGAGUGCUGGCCUCUGAACAGACAUUGUCUGCCCCUCUAUUAGUUACUCCGGUGGUCUGUCACCUCUGAAUGUAUUCACUGUGAAUGUCUAAAGACGAGGACUCACCGCUCAGUCACGUCAGCCAUACUGAUGGAGUUUGGUGUUUUACUGAGUCACUUGGUGUCACGUUAGACAUUAAACUGCACCUCCUCCUUGUUGUUCCCACUGUCACCCAACCUCAAGGAGAUGAGUCAGCUGACUGACUUCACCGUCACUGUCGGUGUUCAUAGUGACAAUCAGAUGUGACACUUGGGGAUACUUUUAUCUUUCCACUGACACACACAUUCCCAGGAUUAAUUUACAAUUCCCUCAGGACUCCUCAAGGAGCGGCGUGUCA
Messenger RNA from Erpetoichthys calabaricus (reedfish), 2786 nucleotides. RefSeq names its product E3 ubiquitin/ISG15 ligase TRIM25-like. Bases 69 to 1952 code for a protein of 627 amino acids. The transcript is spliced from 8 exons. Gene Ontology annotation, molecular function: zinc ion binding; protein binding. The record is from RefSeq and is a predicted model, not a curated record. Lineage: Eukaryota; Metazoa; Chordata; Cladistia; Polypteriformes; Polypteridae.